Prunus armeniaca (apricot) is the source of this 399-nucleotide messenger RNA. The record is from the annotation of a GenBank genome assembly. NCBI's taxonomy places the organism in Eukaryota, Viridiplantae, Streptophyta, Magnoliopsida, Rosales, Rosaceae.
AUGCUGCCACACGGAGUAUCUUCAAAAAAAUCUAAAAUAGGUGAUGUUGUGUCAGAUCACCUUUGGGUAAUUUAUGUAUCUCGUAAACAAUUUGAGAAGAUAUGCGAUCAGAUGAAGGUUUUGUUAACAACUCAAUAUUGUAAAGAGAAAAUAUGGGGACACAAGAGUGUGAAGAAGUGUGGAUUUCGUUUGGUGCACGAGCAAGAUGUGGAACAACUCAACCAGAUCAUGAUGAACAAAUCCAUCAUCAAGAGCACUACUACUUGUCCUACCAAAUCAGCUGAUGAACAAGGUCAACAACGUCACGAUGACGAGGAGGCUAGUCCUAGUAGAAGUUCCGCUCUCACAAAAAAUCUCUCUUCUGCAAUACCUAUGCUCUUUCCGAAGAGGCAGACUUAA